AUGGCCACCGCCUGCAAGACCCCGGUCGCCGCGGCAGCUGCCGUACUCCUGUUGCUUAUCGUAGCCGUCGCCGUCGCCCCGGCGUCAGCCAGCAGCAUGACGGGUUAUUCGCAGUCGGGUUGCAGUGGGAACCGCAGAAGGUGGGGAUGUGGUGCGUGCUACAACCUCGCCGGCUACAAGGGAGGCUACUUCUUCGACUACUCGGGGGGCCAGGUGGGUAGGCUCUACCGCGGGUCGAACUGCCAAGGCUCCUAUGACUCCGUCGGCAGGGACGUCCGCCGUUGCUCUCCCUACGCCUAUAACAGCUUCCGCAUAAUGUGCUGA
Spirodela intermedia is the source of this 324-nucleotide messenger RNA. NCBI's taxonomy places the organism in Eukaryota, Viridiplantae, Streptophyta, Magnoliopsida, Alismatales, Araceae. The record is from the annotation of a GenBank genome assembly.